Entrophospora sp. SA101 is the source of this 1113-nucleotide messenger RNA. NCBI's taxonomy places the organism in Eukaryota, Fungi, Glomeromycota, Glomeromycetes, Entrophosporales, Entrophosporaceae. The record is from the annotation of a GenBank genome assembly.
AUGUCGACAAUCCUAUUACCAUUUUUAAAUAACUUGUCAGCGCUCACAGGAGGCGUUCCACUUGAUUACCUUCGAUUGAUUAUCAAUUUAUUAGCAAAUUACCCGGCUGCUUUAUUUUAUAAAACAAUACCACACGAUAAACCAAAUGUUAAACAUUUAUAUUCUAUUAUGAUGUCCAUUUUGGCUCGUGGUAGCUUUGGUAUUAUUGCACUUGACCAUAUUUAUCGACAAGUUAACAGUCUAACAUAUGAUCAAUAUGAUACAACGGGACCACAAAUGGUCCUAAUUAUUAAACUUACUUCAUUCGCAUUUAAUGUUUAUGAUGGAAGAAGGCCAGCUCAUGAAUUAACAUCAUAUCAAAAACUUAAAUCUGUUACUAAAAUGCCUUCAAUUCUUGAAUAUCUUGGAUUUGUAUUUUUUUUUGGUGGAUUUAUGGUUGGCCCCGCAUUUGAAUUUAUGGAUUAUAGGCAAUUUACAAAUAUGGAAAUGUUUAGAAUUGAUAAUAAUAACGACAAUAAAGCAAAAAACAACACAAAGAAGUAUUAUGUACCAAAUGGAUUUGUACCUUCAAUGGGUAAAUUACUGUUUGGAUUAUUUUGGGUUGUUUGUACUUAUUUAUUGGGUAAAAAAUACGAUACAGAUUGGAUUUUAACUAAAGAAUAUCGAUCAAAAUCAUUAUUUAAUAGAUUAUUAUUCAUACAAAUAUCUGCUUUUUGCGCAAGAUUUAAAUAUUAUAUUGUAUGGUUGCUAGCAGAAGGUUCAUGUGUUCUUAGUGGCAUCGGAUUUAAUGGUUAUGAUGGAAAGGGAAAUGCAAAAUGGGAUCGUGUUUCAAACAUUAAUGUGAUAGCUUAUGAAACUGCUGAUAAUCCUAAACACUUAUUAGAAGCUUGGAAUAUGAAUACAAAUAAAUGGUUAAAGAAUUAUGUUUAUUUGAGGAUAACGCCUCCCGGGCAAAAGCCGACUUUCCUUUCUACUUUUGCUACCUUUGGUACUAGUGCUGUUUGGCAUGGAUUUUAUCCCGGUUAUUAUCGUAUUGACAUUUGCCAGUGGAGCAUUUAUUCAAAGCCUCCAUCGAUGUAUGUAACUGUUUCGCGUGAUUUUGUUGAUGCGUGA